CCUAAAGCUCAUUUUAAACAAAUGAAAACAUCAAGCAGUACCUUAUAUGACAAAGAUCAGGUUAAAAAGGCUACUCAUGCUUUAUGGGAAACUUAUAAUGAUCCAGAAAAACCAGCCUUUAAUCCAUCUCAAGAGCUCUGGCUAAACAUGACCAUCAAAGAAGCAAGUCCUCAACGUUCUUCAAAACCAAAGAAAAUCUCUCUUAAACACGCUAUAUUAAAUGAAAAAGACAAAGUGUGUUUGAUUACCAAGGAGUGUGAGACGAGAUACAACAAACUCUUGAAAAACGAAAAGAGUGGAUAUAUAGAAAAGAUUAUAGGUAUCAAUACUCUUGAAACCUCCUACAAAUCCCCUGAGUCUCGUUGCGAACUGGCGUCAAUGCUCUCCAUUUUCUUUGUUGAUAUUCGAGUUGUCGGACAGAUGAAAAAAGUACUUGGGGAGUCAUUCUUUGGACCAAACAGGGCACCAAUUCCGAUUGAAAUACCAAGGCCCAAGAAGAUCAACUCAACUAUCAUAAAACAUCUUAAAAUCAGCUCCAUAAUGCUAUCAAAUGGAGUUACACAAUCAGCAAAGGUCGGGAGUCUAAGAAUGGAUGAGAGAGAGGCAUUCGAUAACGUGUGUAGCGCUAUCCCUGGAUUUGUGAAUAUAAUAAAAGGUGGAUGGGAGAACAUAAUGAGCAUUACCUUAAAGACAGACAAAUCGCCAGAAUUACCCCUCUUUAUUAGCAUACCUGACAAAUAUGUGGGUGGCGAAGACAAAAAUAAAACAUAACCAAUCUAUGUAAGAGUAGCUAUCUUAAUAC
Molecule: messenger RNA, 802 nt
Organism: Phycomyces blakesleeanus NRRL 1555(-)
Lineage: Eukaryota; Fungi; Mucoromycota; Mucoromycetes; Mucorales; Phycomycetaceae
Exons: 5
Coding region: 22-771 (249 amino acids)
Source: RefSeq, a predicted model, not a curated record